UUAUAAUAUAUAUAUAUAUAAGACAAGUCUUUCAAAAGUUCCAGUGUUUAAAUAACUUCAUUACGGUGUUGCUAGUAACUAUGUCAACGCAGUUUCCUCAUUAUAUAGCUGUAAUAGUUCUUCUAUUAUUCAAAAUUCGUUUAAAUUAAUUAAAACAAUAAAAUCUUGGAAUGUAAGAUUGUUAUUACAAAUCUCUUUUGUUGUUGAAUUUUUUCGGUUGUAUUAUGUAUACUUUAUUAUCCUAUCUAAGUUUAAUCUUCAAUCGUAACACAAUUAUAACACAUACGCAUGAAAUAUCGCGCAUAUGUAUAUCGAUUAUGGAUUCAGAUGGUAAAGAGUUAAUAACUGUUGUACAAUGGGGAUGUAUCGGUAAUCGAAGCAUAGAAAAAUAUACUUUAAAAAACAAAGUAGGUCAAGAAGUAGAUAUUAUAACGUAUGGUGCGACGAUAACAUCUAUUAGAAUACCAGAUAAAUAUGGAAAUAUAGCAGACAUCGUCUUGGGCUUUGAUAGUAUAGAAGAAUAUAUGAUGCCUUAUAAUCCAUAUUUCGGUGCAACAAUAGGAAGAGUUGCGAAUCGUAUAAAAAAAGGAGAAUUUACUCUAAAGGGGAAAAAAUAUCAUUUAACUAAGAAUGAGGGCCAAAAUCAUCUUCAUGGUGGUACCAAGGGUUGGAAUUCAAAAAUAUGGCAUGCGGAUGUUCAAUAUAAUCAACUUGUAUUAUCUUUAUUAAGUGAAGAUGGUGAUGAAGGUUAUCCUGGUGAUACCAUAGCUUCAGUCAUUUUUCAAUUAACCAAAGAUGGAGAAUUAUGUAUCGAAAUGAAAGUCUUCGUUACCAAAGCUACACCUAUUAACUUAACUAAUCAUAGUUACUUCAAUUUAGCUGGCCAUACUGGUAACGCGUGUGAACUAUAUAAACAUCAAUUUACUAUAAAUGCGGACCACUGGACAGUCACCGAUGCCGAAAGUAUUCCCACUGGAGAAAUUCGUUCUGUCAAUGAUUCUGUAAUGGACUUGAGAAAUUCAACCAUACUUGGAGAUGUCAUUGACAAAGUACCAGGAGGUGGUUACGAUUAUAAUUUUUGUUUAACGAUGAACAAUACUGAAAAUGAAAAAAAUCUAGUUGCUACUGUUUUACAUCCGACUUCUGGCAGAUAUUUAAAGGUUUUUUCAAAUCAACCUGGAAUACAAUUUUAUACCGCUAAUUUUCUUCCUGAAUCUAAUAGUACAGGUAUUCGAGGAAAGAAUGGAAGCGAAUACUUUAAACAUGCUGCGUUUUGUUUAGAAACGCAAAAUUAUCCGAAUGCGAUUAAUCAUGAAAAUUUUCCUAAUAGUAUACUUGAACCUGGAAAAAUUUAUCAUCAUACUGUUGUAUACAAAUUUGGAAUAAUUGUUUAAAAAAAUAUAUCAAUUUUUCAUAAUUUUCUUAUUGAUGAAAUUAAUUAUUGUACUAAUUUUUAUUAAAUCAUAUUAAUAAAAUAUAAUAAUCAUAUAUUAAAAUUA
Apis cerana (Asiatic honeybee) is the source of this 1499-nucleotide messenger RNA. RefSeq names its product galactose mutarotase. The record is from RefSeq and is a predicted model, not a curated record. Gene Ontology annotation, molecular function: carbohydrate binding; aldose 1-epimerase activity. Lineage: Eukaryota; Metazoa; Arthropoda; Insecta; Hymenoptera; Apidae. Gene Ontology annotation, biological process: glucose metabolic process; beta-D-galactose catabolic process via UDP-galactose, Leloir pathway.